GAUUUUCCUGCCUUCUGCCUUUUUGCCCGUCUGUCUGCCUGAUCCCGGCUUGCUGAUGAUGGAUCACCGCAGAGAUGCAAAGGAUGACCAUGAGCGCGACAAAGCCAUUUUGGAAAUGCUGCAUAUCAAUAAAGUGUCUGCGAGCCAUAAGGCUAAGCCACAUCCCUACAUGAGGGGGAUCUAUCAGCGCUUGGAUUCACUGGAGGCUCAAGACCUUUGGAGUUCAGACGGAACGCUGGUGCAGAGUUUUCGGAGUGUUGUUGGUCCACAUUACGCUCUUCCAGGAUGGAUCUGGUUCAAUGUCAGCAGCCUGAACCCCUCAAUGCUGGGUGCAGAGCUGGUUCUGUUCAGGAAAACCCUUCACCCCCACCCCAUCAGUGUGACUGUCACUCUGCACAGUGUCACAGCUUUACAAGGAGCUCUGGAGGAAAGUCCUGCCCUGGAGGAGAGACUGCUGACCCUGGACCAGCGAUCCUCAUCUGGAUAUGAUGUGUUUGAUGUGUCAGCUGUUCUGCCUGUGAAGCCUCUGGGGGUGGUGGGUUUUCAGCUGCGUUAUACAGAUGAGCGUGGGAGUCUUGUUCUUCAUGAAGCCCUAACACAGAGUCUUUACUGUCUAAACAGAGGCUCCCUGAGUGAACCCUUACUAGUGCUUUACCAGUCACAUCCCCUCCACAUCUAACUCUUUCAUCAUUAUAAUUAAGCUGAUCACGUGACUUUUAAAGAAUGUUUUAGCACAAAAUUGGCAAGGGAUAGAGGACAUAAUAUAACAAUGUCAAGGUCAAUGUGUUUGAAACAGACAAAACCUUAACAAAAAUUAACCCAUCAAAAUAACCUUUUGUUUGAUAGUUUUUAUUUAGGGCUCUCGGAACUAGUAAUGUGCAUUUGUAAUGAUAAAAAAACGAAACUUAACCAGAACUUCAUUUUAGUUACCAUCUUUUGUUUUGAAAGUUUCUACCGGAAUUGUUUGUGCCGUUAUGUCUGACUUGAUUGAGAUGUAAUUUUGUCAUGGGAGCUCACUGCCCUCCAGUGGACAGUCGUAACUAUCUGUUAAACAGCUAACUGUUAUUGAUAUCAAUAACUCUGUUUUGUUUGUAUUAUUAUUUUAAAAUGACACCAGUAACAUCAGUAUUGGUAAAAGCUUUAUUAAUGUGGAGAUGUAUUGAUAAGAGUCUUCAGAUCUGGAGACUAAUGUAGCCUGUUAGAAGAUCAAUUGUAAAUGCAUUCUUAUACGUCCUAUGAACAUUUUCAAUGUAAGAGUUGGUGACUUAAAUUACGCAAUUUCAAAUGGUCAAACAAACAAAUAAUCAAUCAGAAAUGGCCGUUCAAUACUUGUAUUUGUCUUGGUUUUGAGAUGUUUGUAAUUGCACGUGUAUUAAUAAUAUACACUUAGUUAUCAAACAAUAUGCACAUGUGUACCAUGUAACUGCACUGCAAUAAAUAUUACCUU
Cottoperca gobio is the source of this 1447-nucleotide messenger RNA. RefSeq lists its product as uncharacterized. The transcript has 3 exons. The record is from RefSeq and is a predicted model, not a curated record. Lineage: Eukaryota; Metazoa; Chordata; Actinopteri; Perciformes; Bovichtidae. The coding region runs from base 56 to 679 and encodes 207 amino acids.